UUUUGACAUUUGAUUUGCAUGUUUACAAUUUGAGGUUAAGUGGAUGAAAAUAAAACAAUAAUAGUUUUUAAAAUGGGGGUAAGGGGUUUAACCACCUAUAUUAACUACAAUUCAAAUAGUUUUUUGCAUGACCAUAACCUGUACGAUACCAAUUUAGUCAUUGAUGGUCAUAGUCUAUGUGCCCAGAUUUACAGAUCGACCAAUUCUUUUUCGGCUUUCGGUGGAGAUUAUGAUCGAAUAGCUUCAUAUGUAAAAGCCUUCUUCAAAAGUUUGAAAAAGUGCAACGUGACUCCAUACGUUAUUUUUGAUGGCAGUUACGAAACAAGAAAAUUAAGGACUGCGUAUAGCAGACUUAGAUCAAAACUAAAGGGAGCAUCCCGUUUGGAUCCAGUUACGCAAGGAAGUAUUCAGAUAUUCCCACUCCUACUGAGAGAUGUUUUCAAAGAAGUUUUAGAUGAAAUGAAUGUUUUGUACACAGUAUGUGAAUUUGAGGCAGAUGGUGAAAUUUCAGCAUUAGCGAGAUGCCUUGAUUGCCCUGUGCUCAGUUAUGACUCAGAUUUCUUUAUUUACAAUGUUCAAUAUAUUCCAUUUAAUACAAUAGAUAUCAAACCAAUACAAAUAGAAGAAGGUGAUAAAAAAAUUUAUGCUCUUGAAUGCAAAAUUUACAAAGUUGAGUUUUUAACAAAGCAUUUUGGUGGCCUGGAUAAAGAAUUACUACCUUUACUAGCAACAUUAUUAGGAAAUGACUAUGUUGAAAAGAAAGUGUUUCGUAAAUUCUUUUCCCAGAUGAAAAUGCCAAAAGGCAAAAAGAGACACAAUGAUCAACAGAGAUGUAUACAUGGCCUUUUCUUGUGGCUCCAGAGUGAAACCUUAGACUCGGCUAUAGCUAAAAUCAUAGGCAGACUGAAGAAAUAUGAAAAAAAUAAAGUACUAAAUUUAAUAAAUGAAAGCAUAAAUGGUUAUUAUAGAAAAGAAUGCAGAUCACUUAAGUUUUUUAAUUUAUCAUAUGAUAACCAAGCAGAAAAUGAAAAUGUACAAGUAAAAGAAAUUGAAGAUUUGGAAGAUUUUUCAACAGAAAAUGAAACAAAUAGCACAACUGAUUCUUCAGAUAGUGAAGAUGAUUCAAAUGAUGAUGACGAUGAUGAUGACGAUGAUGAUGAUGGAGUAGUAGAAGAAAAUGAUCACCAGAUGCCCAUGUGGUUUGCAGAUAUUAUACGGUUAAAACGCGUACCCCACUGCUUUAUAAACCUCUACACUCAUCACUUACAUUUUUGCUCCCCACAAGCAGAAAAUUACACAGAAGAUGACGCUCAUCUUUGUAUUUUACCUAUACUUAGAUAUGCUUUUGAUAUUUUAACAGACUUUGCAUUCGAAAACUUUAUGUAUGUUAGCAGAGACAGGGAUUGUAACUAUAAGAGAAUGGUUAUCGGUAAUGAAAUGUCUAUAACAAGACCUUUGGAGAUACCCCUAUCUGAACUAACUAAGGAACAAUUACAUGAAUACUUUUAUAAGUUUUUCAAUGAGAAACUCCCGAAUUUAGAUUUUGAUAUCAUUCAAUUGUUGCCGUCUAAUUUUCAACUUUUUGCAUUAUCAAUUAUUUGGUGGAUUUCUAACUGUGAAGUGCAUAUAGGCCAGGUUCACAGUUUGAUUUUAUGUUACACUUAUCUAGAAGCUAUUGACGAGAAAUUGGGAAAUGCUAGAGGACAUUUCCAUUUUAAUAAUAAGUUUUCAAAAAAGUUGCUAGAAAUAAAAAAGAAAACUAUUAUAAAUAUAGAAGACGUAGAAAUGUUGAAUAAGAAUAAAGUUCAGUAUGACGAUUGCAUACUUGCAGCCAGUGUCCUUUUAAAAUAUUUUGAUUUGGAUGACAGUAUACGGAAAAAACCCAAGAGCUACGAUUCCAGCAGAAUACACGCGUUUGCGCAGUUUCAGUGUUGCCUGCAGAAAAUAAAUUCUUUAAAUAUUCUUUGCGGUUGCCCUUUCGAGAGUACUGUGUAUUCAAAAUGCUAUAAUGGGAUAUUUAUUUAUAAUGCCUCGAUGAGACUUGAGAAUGAAACAGACCCCAAUUCAUUUAUUCACAUUCAUUUAAAUGGUGCUGUAAGUGUAGUUAGUUUUUAUAAAAGUUUAUUUUCAAUUUUAAACAGAUUAUUUACAAGUAUGGAUUUAACUUUUAAACAGUUUAUUCAAGGUACUAAAAAAAGACGCAGGAGAAAAAAGAAUGCUGUGGAUGAAGAAAUAGCAUUUUUAAUUAAAGGUUUUGAAUCAGAGGUGAUAAUAUAAUUUUUGAAUAAAAUAUUUUUAUAUUUGAA
Molecule: messenger RNA, 2306 nt
Organism: Colias croceus (clouded yellow)
Lineage: Eukaryota; Metazoa; Arthropoda; Insecta; Lepidoptera; Pieridae
Gene: ast
Product: protein asteroid
Exons: 1
Coding region: 73-2277 (734 amino acids)
Source: RefSeq, a predicted model, not a curated record